Messenger RNA from Eimeria necatrix, 12900 nucleotides. RefSeq lists its product as hypothetical. The coding region runs from base 1 to 12900 and encodes 4299 amino acids. Gene Ontology annotation, molecular function: transcription coregulator activity. Gene Ontology annotation, biological process: regulation of transcription by RNA polymerase II. The record is from RefSeq and is a predicted model, not a curated record. Gene Ontology annotation, cellular component: nucleus; SWI/SNF complex. The transcript is spliced from 26 exons. NCBI's taxonomy places the organism in Eukaryota, Apicomplexa, Conoidasida, Eucoccidiorida, Eimeriidae.
AUGGCUAUGCAUUUGGGGAAUGGGGGGCCCCCCAGGGGGAGCCAGGGGCCCCCCAUUCAGCUGCAGCAGCAGCAGCAGCAGCAGCAGCUUGAGCGGUAUCGGCAGCUGCUGCAGCGGCAGCAGCAGCUGCUGCAGCGGCAGCAGCACAGGUGCUGCCGCCAGCUAGCCAAGCUGCAGCAGCUGCAGCGGGAGAGCGCUGCAGCAGAAGCAAAGGAAGCCCAAGAGAGGACCCUGUCUCUGGUUCCUAGACCAGCAGCAGCAGCAGCAGCAGCAGCAGCAGCAGCAGCAGAAAGGAAAGCUUUAUCUCCCUGCUGCUGCUUCCUUGCUGCAGCAGAGCAGCAGCUGCCGCUGUUCGUUUUGCAGGGCGACGGCUGCGCUGUCCGUACACUGCAAACUGGCGAAGGAGCAGCAGCAGCGGCAGCAGCAGCAACUGCUGCUGCUGCUGCUGCUGCUGCUCCUGCUGCAGCAGCAUCUGUAGCAGCAGCUGCAGCACAGGCCACCUCCCCACAGCUUCUUGCAGAAGCAGCAGCAGCAGCAACAAUGGACACAGACGCACCACGCAUUCACCGUAUCGGCAGCAGCAGCAACAGCAGCAGCAGCUGCUGCAAUGGCAACAGCAGCAACAGCAGCAACAGCAGCAACAGCAGCAACAGCAGCAACAGCAGCAACAGCAGCAAUGGCAGCAGCAGCAGCAGCAGCAACGGAGGAGUAGACAACAUGCUUUUCCAGUGCUGCCGUGCGCUGCAAAAGGUCAUUUGGGAAGUGCUGCAGCAGGAAGCGGAUGCAGCAGCAGCUGCUGCAACGACAGCAGCAGCAGCAGCAGCAGCAGCAGCAGCAGCGCCUCAUGAUGCAGCACAGACAGAAGCCGUGCAGCAGCGGCUGCUGCACCUUCGUGCUGCAGUGCUGCGCAGCAGCUUCGAUUUGCUGCAGCAGCAGAUACAGCAGCUCAGAAGCUCGCAUCACGCCUUGUGCGGAGAAGACAGCAGAAGGUCAAUGGCUUCGUUGUCGCUGCUGCUGCUGUCUGCCCCAUUCAGCAGCAGAAGUGCUGCUGCUGCUGCUGCAGCACCUGCUGCUGCUGCUGCUGUGCGCCGGCCAUCCCUGCAGCUGCUGCAGCUCACAGUGGAGCCCUGGCAGCAGCAAAUGCAGCAGCAGCAGCAGCAGCAGCAGCAGCAGCAGUUGCAGCAUUUGCAGCAGGGGCAGCACGAAGGGUCACAUAUAAUUGUCAAAGGCAUCGGCAGCAGAAGCAGCAGCAGCAGCAGCAACACCAGCAGCAGUUCUGCAUGCCUUUUGCUGCUGCUGUGUCCUUUUGCUGCAGCACUUUCCUUGCGGCAACCGCUCUUCCCCCUUACUGCUGCUGCGCUGCACCACCUCAGCAGCAGCAGCAGCAGCAGCAGCAGCAGCAGGAGCGGACUGUGGAGCGGCUACACUGCAGAGGCGGUGCUGGUUCAGCAGCAGUUGCUGCUGCUGCUCAUGGGGGGCCGGCCUCUGCAGCAGCUGCUGCAGCGGCACAUAUGCACUUUGCCUGCAGCAGCAGCAGCGGCAGCAGCAGCAGCAGCAGCUGCUGCCCCUGCAGCAGCAGCAGCCGACUUUGUGGCAGCGGCAGCUACUGCUAGCGAGCUGUUGCUGCAGGCAGACUCAACUUAUGCUUUGCUGCUGCAGCAAGCAGGCGCGCUUUGUGCAUUGCUGCAGCAGCAGCAACAGCAGCUGCAGCAGCUGCAGCAGCAACAAGCCGAACAGCAGCAGCAUCAGGAUGCGGCAGCAGCGUUGUUGCUGCUGCUGCAGCUGCUGCCUGCUUGGGCUGCGCCAAGGGAGCCCCCAUCUCUGCUGCUUCGUCGCCAGGAGCUCCAGCUUUGCUCAGGGCUGCAUGCGCUGUUAUUUCCAGAAGCAGCAGCAGCUGCUGCUGCUGCAGCUCCUGCUGCAGCAGCCGCUGCUGCUGCUGCUGCAGCGGGUGGUGGACCCAGCUGCAGCAGCGGCUGCCGGCAGCUGCUGCCUCCUUCGCUGCUGCAGCAGCUGCGGCAGCAGCUGGCAGCGCUGCUGCCUUUGUUCCUUUAUAUUUCAGAGUCCAGCAGCAGCAGCAGCAGCAGCAGCAGCAGCAGCAGCUUAAGGGUGUGCGGCAAGGCAACAGCAGAACAGCUGCAGCAAUUUGCUGCUGCUUGGUGGGGGGCUUCAGCGGAGUUAUGUGACACCAAGCUCACACAUGUGGCAGAGGCUGCUGAGGCCUUCCAGUGGCUCUGCGCUGCUGCAGCACCACAGCAGCAGGCGGACCUGCUGCUACUAGCUCCGCUGCUCCUACUUGGAGAGCAGCAGCAGCAGCAGCAGCAGCAGCAACAGCAGCAGCAGCGGCCGCUGCUACUGGGCGCAGCACGUAGCGACUGCCGGGUGUACGCAGCAGCAGCAGCAGCAGCAGCAGUAGCAGCAGCAGUAGCAGCAGCAGCAGCAGCAGCAGUAGCAGCAGCAACGUACUGGCCCUCAGCGGAAGAGGAUAAAAUAAGCAGCGCGGAAGCAGCAGCAGACACGGGCAGCCAUGCCCUUGCUGCUGCGAGUACUUCUUCUGCGCAACUGCCUGCGGACCUUAGCCUCUCCCUGGCAGCAAGGCUUGCCGAAGUGCAGCAAGCAGCAGCAGCAGCAGCAGCAGCAGCAGCAGACCCUGGAGAAGAGCUCGUGUUGCUGCUGACUCAGAGCCACAGAAGAAGGCUUGCUGCUAUCCAUUAUACUGCAUUGAGGCUCGCUGUCGGUCCAGAGGAGAAGGCGCAGCAGCAGCAGCAGCAGCAGCAGCAGCAGCAACAACAACAACAGUUGGAGCCGCGGCAGCAGCUGCUGCAUCUGCUGCUGCUGCUGUCGCACUGCGAGGCAAUGGGAGGAGAAGCAGCAGCAGAAGCGCUGGAGCAUCUUAUGGAGAAGGUGUUUCCUGCAGUGUCCAAGGCUUUUGCUUCCCAAGAGGCAAACAGCAGCAGCAGCAGCAGCACAGAAUGUGAUAGCUGCUGCGUUUGCUACGCAGCAGCGCUUCAGGAGCGACGGAGCAGCAGCAGCAGCAGCAGCAGCAGCAGCAGCAGCAGCAGCAACAGCUGCUGCUGCUGGAGCUGCUCAUGCAGCCGAAGAGUUCCGCUGCCGGUGCUGCAGGCGGCCAUUGUCCGCUCAGUGGGGAGGCUCUUUGUCUGCUGCAAAGUUAGCAGCAGCAGCAGCAGCAGCAGCAGCAGCAGCAGCAGCAGCGAGUGCAGCAUCUCGGCUGCUCCCUCUUCGCAUAACGGCCAAGGAACUUACAGCAGCAGCAGCAGCAGCAGCAGCAGCAGCAGCAGCGACAAGCUGGCUGCGUUUAUAAGGGCUCUGUUGCUGUCUCCUGGCGUUUCUGCUGCUGCGCUGGAGGAAGCCACAGGUCAGCUGCUGCCGCUUUUGCUGCUGGAUGCUGCAGCACGAAACAGCAGCAGCAGCAGCAGCAACAGCAGCAGCGAUAGCAGCAGCAGCAGCAAUUCGCCGCUGGUCACAAAGGAGGAAAUGCGGGACAUCUUGCUGCUGCGCCCUGCAGCAGCAGCAGCAGCAGCAGCAGCAGCAGCAACGCCAGUCUUUACUGAUAGCCCUUCGCUUCACAGCGCUGCAGCUGCUACACGUCCUGCUGCAGCGACAGUCGCAGCAGCACAAGCUGCCUCGGCAGCAGCAGCAGCAGCAGGCUUGCAGCUCCUGCCCCCUUGUGCUGCAUGCGGCGUUUCAGUUGACUUUGAAUCUGCAGCAGCAGCAGCAGCAGCAGCAACAGCAGCAGCAGCAGGAACAGCAAUUUCAAACUGCAGGGGUUGCGGCCUCCCCUUCGCGCUGCCAGCGCUGCAGAUGUACCGCAGCUCUUUGACAGCAGCAGCAGCAGCAGCAGCAGCAGCAGCAGCAGCAGCAACAGCAGCAGGAACUGCAGCAGUAGAAGCAGAGGCUCCAUACUCCGCGCUGCUGCAGCGCUGCCUAGCAGCACGAGAGGAAGGACAGCUGCUGCAGCUGGAGGCCUUGUUGCCUCUGCUGCUGCUGCUGUGUUGCUGCUGCAGCAAGCUGCUGCAGCUGCGCCAGCAGCACAGCCUUCAGCAGCAAAUCAAGUGCCUGCUGCAGUGUCUGCCCCGCAGCGCAGCUGCGUGUAGUGACCCUCUUGCAGCAGCAGCAGCAGAAGCAGCAGCAGCAGCAGCAGCAGCAGCGAGUGCCGCCGCUGUUGCUGGUGCUCUUCCACCUCUGGAGACUGCUGCAGCAGCUACCAACGCAGCAGGCGACGAGAACAGCAGCAGCAGCAGCAGCAGCAGCAGCAGCAGCAGCACGCACGAGGAGGAGCUGCUGCAGCAGGUGCAGCAGCGUCAACAGCAAAGCAGGCGAGCGCAGCAGGCUCUGUGCCCGCCGCUGCUGACGCUGCUGCUGCUCUCUCCUGCUGCUGUCUCCAUUUGGCUUUUGCUGCACCUUGCGCUUCGAGCUGACUCCCUGCACCUGGACUUGUGCUGCUGCUCCGAAAACAGCAGCAGCAGCAGCAGCAGCAGCAGGAGCAGCACAAACGACGUGGUGGUGAAGUUAUUGGAAGAGCCGCAGCAGCAACUAGCGAAAGCCCCGCUGCUGCUGCUGCUGCAGUCGCCUAUGCUGCUGCUGAAGCUGCUGCCUCCUUUAGCCGACAAGCUGCUGCUGCUACAGGAGGCGCAGCAGCAGCAGCUCGUGCUGCAGCUGUGGGAGCAGGAAGCAGCAGCUGCAGAUGCAGCACCUCCUGGGGCUUUGCUGCAGCUGCUGCGGUCUUCUCUGCUUGCCACUCCUGCAGCUCUCCAAGCAGCAGCAGCAGCAGCAGCAGCAGCAGCAGCAGCAGCAGCUGGGCGAGAUGCGGCUGCUGCUGCUCCGGCGCUGCUCCCCGCCUUGACUACUUCUUUAGACGACGGCAGCAGCGGCAGCAGCAGUCGCAGUAACAGCAGCAGCAGCAACGGCAGCAGCAGCAGCAGCAGCAGCAGCAACUGCAUGAGCAACGCGGGAGCCGACUUGGUUUGGAUAUACGGGCCGAAACAUUUGCUUCCUUUGCUGCAGCGGCAUCUCUCGGCUGCUUCUUCUGGCGCUGCAGCAGCAGCAGCAGCAACAGCAGCAGCAGCAGCAGCAGCAGCAGCAGCAGCAGCAGAAAACUCUUCUGUUGCUGCUGCACUUGCUGCCAUGAAGCAUAUGUCCUUUUCCGGCGACAGCGGGGGCCUGCUGCUGCGCUGCAGCUCUUUGCUGCAGCUGCUGCUGUCUGCUGCGCGCCUGAGGCCUCGCGUUGCUGCUGCAGUGCAGCGGGGAGAUUUGCUGCUGCAGCAGCCUGUAGAUAGCUGCUGCCUGCACAGUCCGUCCCUGCAGCAGGCGGUUGCUGCGGUCAGUCAGCAAGAGCAGCAGCAGCAGCAGCAGCAGCAGCUGCAGCAGCAGCUGCAGCAGCAGCAGACACUAGGAACUCCUCUCGUUUCCUUUCUGCCUUAUCGAGUGCAUGUACACCCCAACGGAGCAGCAGCAGCAGCCUGGUUUGCUGCUGAUGCUGCUCUCUUUCUUCGCUCGCUGCUCCGGCGGCUGCAUGCAGCAGCAGCAGCAGCAGCAGCAGCAGCAGCAGCACAUGGGGGCAGUCCUGCUUGGUUCAAUGCUGCAACGCCUGCACUAAUGCAGCGGCUGCAGCAGCUGACGCUGCUGCUGCGCUGCUGGGGUGUGUCUGCUGCAGCAGCAGCAGCAAACGCGUGUGGCGGCGGCUGCUGCAUCGACAGUCUCUUCAGUUUGUUUUGGCGCAGCAGCAGAGCCUCCCUGUCUUUCGCCAGCAGCAGCAGCAGCAGCAGCAGCAGCAGCAGCAGCAAAAGAGAUGCUGCUGCUGUUUUCAAAGGGGGGCUGCUGCUGCUGCUUCUGGGGUCGCGCAGCUAUCGCCUGGUGUCUGGGGAGCUGCAGCAGCAGUCGCUGGCGAGGCGCUUUUUGCUGCUUCGCAGCAAGCAGCAGCAGCAGCAGCUGCAGCAGCAAGCUAAUGCCACUGCUGCAAUGGCUGCUGCUGCUGCUGCUGCUGCUGAAGAAGCAGCAGCAGAGACACAACUCUUGCUGGGAGUGCUGCUGCCGUUUCGCUUCGCUGUCGUAUCCUGGAGAGCAAACGCGUCGCCGCCUCCGGGACUUGGUCUGCUGCAGCAGCUACCGCCACUGGAUGGCUUAAUUCUGCAGCUGCUGCUGCUGCUGCCUUCAUCGGCAGCAGCAGCAGCAUUCAUUGCUCGGCUGUUGCAUGUUCACUACAGCAGCAACAAAGAAAGAGCCCUCGGAACAGCAUGCAGCAGCAGCAGCAGCAGCAGCAGCAGCAACAGCUGCGCUGCUCAGAGCGACGACAGCAACGCUGCGGCUGCGGUACUGCAGCAGCAAAAGCAGCGACAGCAGCAGCAGCAGCAGCAGCAAAUCCUCUUUUUUGUAUUGCUGCGAUGUGCACAUUUUGUAGCAACAUGCUGCAGGGGAGGCGAAGAAGCAGCACGGGAGAAGCUGCUGCGGUGCAUCGACACACUGCAGAGGGCUGUGGAUUUGCUGCUGCGGGAGCUGCAGGCAGAAAACGUCUUGGCUGGACCGAAGGCAGUUGCUGCUUUUGUGCAGCAGCACUUGCUGCAGGUAGUUGAAGUCCUCAGGCUCUGCCUCGUGGCCCCCAGCAGCAGCAGCAGCAGCAGCAGCGCAGCAGCAGCAGCGUUGCUGUACCGCCGCAGCUUCCUCCGCUUGUUCGUUCCUCCUGUGUCGCUUCAGCUGCUGCUGCCGGCCUUUCAGCAGCAGCAGCAGCAGCAGCAGCAGCAACCGCUGCUGCUGCUGCUGCAGCUGCCAGCAGCGAAUGGAGGGGUUGGCACAAGUGUUGCUGCUGUUAAGACACUGCAGCUGCUGCUCAAUGUUGCAGGCAGCGAGCUUGUAGAGACGCGUACAGCGAAGCUGCUGGGAUUUCUCGAUUGCUGCAGAGAAGCAACGCAGCAUUCAGUGUCUGUGCUGCGGUGUAUGUCCAGCUGCGCUGCUGCCUUUUCUCCUUCCUCUUUGCUGCGGUUCCUGCCUUAUUUGCUGCAGCAGCUGCAGCAGUACUCCCUGCAUGCAAAGCAGCAGCUCCUCUGCUGCAGCAGCAGCAGCAGCAGCGGAGGGAGCAGCAGCGCAGCAGAGUGCUGCUGCAGCAGCUGUGCUGCGUCGCAGGAAAUUUGCAGCGAAGUCUGGAGGCUGCUGCUGCUGCUGCUGUCGAAAGCUCAAGAUGCUGCAGCAGCUGAUGAGCAGCAGCUGCCGCUGCUGUGUGCUGCUUUUGCCUGCACGCCAGUGCUGCCUCCAGUGCAGCAGCUGCUGCCCUGCGACCCUGCAGCAGCAGCAGCAGCAGCGACGCAGCAGUGCAGCAGCAGCACCAGCAGCCUCGUGUCGCAGCAGCAGCACACGGGGCUGCUGCGGCUGCUGCAGUUCUUUUGCCUGCUGCCUGCAUUUCUGCUCGAGGGGCAGCAGCAGCAGCACAUCAUCAGCAGCAGCUGCAGCAGCAGCACGAGCUGCUGCCCCGAUUCCUCAUCCUGGCAGCUGGAGGACUUACAGCAGCAGCUGCAGCAGCAGCGAAGCGACUACUUGCAUGCGCAGCAGCAGCUGCCGCUGCUGCUGCUGCGCUGCUGCGCCGUGGGGGCCUUCCUCAGCAACAGCUUUCCUUACUUGACACGUUUUGCUGCAGCAAAGUGUUUGUUACAGAUUGUACGGUGCUGCAGCGUGCCGCUGCUGCUGCAGCAGCAGCAGCAGUUGCUGUUGCUGCAGCAGCAGCAGCAGCAGCAAGCGUCGUUGCUGCCUUCCCAGGAGAUGCAGGAGCAGCAGCAGCAGCAGCAACUGCUGCAGCAGCUGCUGUCAGCCCUUGCUGUUAGUGUGCAGGGAGUCAUCGCAGAGUUCGCGCACUCUGUAGACCCUCUGCCACUUUGCUGCUGCCAGGUGCUGGGCCACCUUGAGCCUUUCUGCAGCAGCAGCAGCAGCAACAGCAGCAGCAGCAGCAGCAGGGUCCCCACCUCCUCCGCCGUAGCUGACCUGCUGCUGAGAGGACCCGGUGCUGCUGCCACCGGCAGUCAGCAGCAGCAGCAACAGCAGCAGCAGGAGCUGCAGCCGACGAAGGGUUCCAGCAGCAGCGGGCGUCCUCGACGAAGCAGCAGCAGCAGCAGCAGCAGCAGCAGCAGCAGCAGCAGGUGGCAGAUAUCAGCUGACGGCACGCUGGGAGUUGUGCUGCUGCAGCAAGUGCUGCUGUCACAUUUGCAUCUUUCAACAGCAGAAAGAACUGCGCAGGAGCUCCUCAACGUCCUUGGGCUGCACGUUCACUCCAGCCCUGGCAGGGCCGCCGAAGUAUUUCCACGGAUGCACCGGGCCUUUCUCCGGCAGCAGCAGCAGAAGCAGCAGCAGGAGCCGCAGCAGCAGGAGCAGCAGCAGCAGCAGCAGGAGCAGCAGCAGGAAGAGCAGCUAGCUGGAGACAACCCCUUUGUUGGAGAUCCUUUCCGCUGCUUCCUGUGGAGGCAGCUGUUCAGUGCAGCAGCAAAAGUUGCGCUGCUGCCAUACGCGAGCAGCGCCUACAAGCACUGGACGGGCAGCAGCAGAAGCAGAAGCAGCAGCAGCAGCAGCAGCAGCAGCAGCAGCAGGAGCAGCAGCAGCAGUUCUGGACUGAAAGAGACGGGGAGAGGCAGAAAACGCAAAGCCGAUGGCCACGGAACAGCAGCAACUACGGAUGAAGUGCUCAAGACCAGCAGCAGCAGCAGCAGCAGCAGCGGUAGCAGCAGCAGCAGCAGCAACAAUAACAACAGCAGCAGCAGCAGCAGCACGUUCGGUGCGGCUAUCAACUCUCCGCUACAGUCGUUCGUCCACUGGAUGCUGACCUCUCUCGAGCAGCAGCAGCAGCAACAACAGCAGCAGCAACAGCAGCAGCAACAGCAGCAGCAACAGGAUCAGAAGGAAGGAGUCGGCGCAGCCAGCAGCAGCAGCCGCAGCAGCAGCAGCAGCAGCAGCAGCAUACGAGUUCAGAUUUUCCGCGCAUGCGACUUGGCGCUGCUGCACCUGCCUUUCUGUCUGUCAUUUUUGCUGCCUCAUCUUACUGAGGCUUUUUUGUCUUCCCGGCUAACAACUCCUGAGCAGGCAGGGAAACUUCUCAGCGAGAGGCUUUUGCAGCUUGUCGCGACGGAGCUGCAGCGCAGCAGCAACAGCAGAAGGACCAGCAGCAGCAGCAGCAGCAGCAACAGCAGCAGCAGCAGCAGCAAGCUUGCAGCCGAGAACAAAUCCACGGCGGAAGUGCAGCAGCGCCAGACACUGCAGCAGCAGCAGCAGCAGCAGCAGCAGCACCAUGACCAACAGCGAAAGGCAGCUGCUGCAGACAGCGCGUCGACCAUUCAGGCCGUCUUCUCGCUGCUGCAAAAGCUGUCGCGGUGGAGGCGGCAGCUUGAGGAGCAGCAGCUGCCGCUGCUGCUGCAGCGCCAGCAGCUGCUGCAGCAGCAGCUCUCACGCAGCGAGACCCCAGCAGCCUCUCCAGGGCCAUCAGCAGCAGCAGCAGCAGCGGCAGCAGCAACUGCAGCAGCAAUAUCCCCCACUGUGGAGAUGAGGCCUUGCGCAGCCAGCGGCAGCCUCAGCCCCACACAGCAGGCGGCAGUGCAGCAGCAGCUGCUGCAGCUGCAGCAGCAGCAAAAGCUGCUGCAGCACCAGCUGCUUGCUGUUAAAAAUACACUUGACAAACUCGACCCUUUGCUGCUGUCUCGUGCUGCUCUUUCGUGCGGGGCAUACGCAAGGGCCCUAUGUUUUGUCGAGCAGCAUAUUGCUCGCGAUUUGCUGCCCCUGGAAGAACUGCAGCGCCGGGUGUGGGGCGCAGCAGCAGCAACUGCAGCAACUGCAGCAACUGCAGCAACUGCAGCAGCUGCAACAAGUGCAGCAGCAGCUGACAGCAGCUGCAACGAGGCCGUAGUGCAGCUGCUGCUGCAGUCCUAUCGAGGCCUCAAGGCUCGGGAGCUGCUGCUUGCUGCAGUAGAGCGCAGCCGGUUAGCUGGGGUGUACAGACACCGCGCCACGUGUCUUCCUGCUGCAGCAGCAGCAGCAGCAGCAACCGCAGCAGCAGCAACAGCAGCAGCAGCAACAGCAGCAGCAGCGUCGGACGCUGCGACGGGGGAGACGCUGCCUGAGGCCGAAAGGCAGCAGCUGCAGCAGCACGCUGUGCUGCAGCAGCUGCAGCAGCAGCUGCAGCGGCAGCAGCAAAGAGUCCACAUGGAUGGCUUUGCCCUAGAGCUCCGCAGCAAAUGGCGGCAAGCAGCAGCAGCAUACUGCAGCCGCCUCCUUCAAAUGCACAGCAGCAGCAGCAGCAGCAGCAGCAACAGGGGGUGCAGCGAGCUGCUGGCGUUCUGCAGCGCUGCGCUUUUGAAAGCAUCUAGCCCAUCCUCUCCUGCUGCAGUACAAGCAGCAGCAGCAGCAGCAACAACAGCAGCAGACGCAGCAGCAGCAGCUGCUGCUGCUGCUUGGUGUGGCCUUUUUCGCUGCCUGCGCAAAGGCGGCGGCGGCAUCGCCUUUUGGCCCGGACCUCGUGAGGUGCUGCAGCAGCUGCAGCAGCAGCAGCUGCAGCAGCUGCUGCUGCUGCUACCUCUUCCCUUGCCGGCUCCCCUCCAGCAAACGCAGCAGCAGCACCAAGAGCAGCAACAGCAGCAGCAGCAGCAGCAGCAGAUGCAGCAACUCAUACAGAAGUUCAGGGACGACUUGUGUCGUGCUGCUGCUGCAGCAGGAGGGGCUUGGCAGUGGCAGCAGCGGCAAGAGCAGCAGCGGCUGCUGGACAGAACUGCUGCUGCUGCUGCUGCUGUUGCGUCUGCUGCUGCCGGUCUGUUGGAUGCUGACAGCUCUCCAGCAGCAGCAGCAACUGCAGCAGCAACUGCAGCAGCAACAGCAACAGCAGCAGAUCUGCAGCGCCAGAGAGGGCUGUGGGCAGAAGCAGCAGCCGCUUGCUGCAGCCUCAGCAAAUGGGACGCUUUGCCAGAGCUGCUGCAGUCUGCUGCUGCUGCUGCUGCAGCUUCUGCUUCUCCUGCUGCAGCAUGUGCUCUACCUGCUGCUGCUGCUGCUGCUGCCUCAACAGAAACCGCAGCAGCAGCAGCAGCACCGAUCGAUUCUUGCAUGGCGCUGCUGCCGCAGGCAGAGAUAACGGAGAGCAGCUUUUUGCUGCAGCAUUCGCGGCUGCUGCUGCUGCUGCGGGGCGUGGUGCAGCAGCAGCAGCUGCAGCAGCAGCAGCACAAAUGCGCCAGCUGCUUCCUCAAUUCCGUGCUGCAGGAAGCAACUCUCGAAACCCUCUGGCAGCUAACAGCAGCACUAAAAGACUCCUUCAGCAGAGCUGCUGCCUAUCUUUCCCACUUGCACAUCUACGCAGACUUUGAGCUCAUCUGCAGCCGCGUGGGCAUUGCACUGUGGCCAGGAGCCACCGACACGUAUGGUUGCAGCAGCAGCAGCAGCAGCAACAGCAGCAGCAGCAGCAGCAGCAGCAGCAGCGAGUGCUGCAGCAGGUGCGGCCUGCGCUCUUCAUGGGAGCCUCUGCCUGUGGGGGCCCAGUGCUCUCUUGCUGCUUUGCUGGUUGACCGGGCCUUGCCAAGUGCAGCAGCAGCAGCAGCAGCAGCAGCAGCAGCAUCAACUGCGAGGUGCGCAGAGCAGCUUGCAGCAGCAAAACUGACGCUGGAGGCGCUGCAGCAGCCAGUUGCUGCUGCUGCUGUUGCACUCGCGCUGCACCGCCUCCGCAGCAGCACUUCGACACCAGGGGAAGUGCGGGUCUCUCACUUCAGGCAAGUUGAGGCUUUCCUGCAGCAGCAGCAGCAGCAGCAGCAGCAGCAGCAGCAGCAGCACAGGCUGGAGUGGCAGCAGCAGCUGCUGGACCGGCUUGGAAUCGAUAUGCGACUCGCUUUUGCGAAGCAGCUGAUGAGAAAGGGGAAGCAGCGAAGCUGUCUGUCUCUCUUAACUUCUCUUUCUCCAGUUUCCUUCACUGCCAGUUUGGCGCUGCUGCACCUCCGAGCGCAGCAGCUGCUGCUGCCGCCGCAGCAGCUGCUGCAGCAGUUUGAGCAGCUGGAACGGGAGCAGCGAAUGCAGCAGCAGCAGCAGCGGCAGCAGCAGCACCUGCUGCAGCAGCAAGACAACGUGCAGCAAGAUCUUUUCUUUUGCUUUGCUUCCUUCGUGGACACUCUGAUUGAAGAGGCACUGCAGCGCGACGCGCACUUGCUGCUGCCGCAGCAGCAGCAGCCGCAGCAGCGCAGCAGCAGCAGCAGCAACGGAGAUGCCUUCUUUGCCUAUCCGCUGCCAUCGGGAAGGCGCAAGAACAGCAAGCAGCAGCAGCUGCUGCAGCAGCAGCAGCAGCAAGGAGGCUGCCGGCCGACAGCUAAGGACAAGGAAGAGUGCACUUUGUCCUUCCUGGUGUGCGAGUCUGUGAGGCUGCACUUGAUAGUGCUGCAGCAGCAGCAAGAGGUUAGUCUGUACGUGCAGCAGCAGCAGCAGCAGCAGCAGCUGCUGCUGCUGCAGGGGCCGGCGCGGGAGGAAGAAGCCCCUGCUGCGAGUGCAGAGCAGGAACACCUGCAGUGGCACGCGCAGCAGCAGCAGCAGCGGCAGCAGCAGCAGCUGCUGCUGCAGCAGCACACCAGUCUACACCGCAUGCUGGCUCUUGCCUUUUCCUUCACCACCCCCAACACUUUUGUGGGGCCAAGACUUCAAAUCGAUGCAGCAAUUGCUGCAGUGGUUCCUUUUGAUGCCGGUGCCGUUGCUGCUCGCACAGCUGCUGCUGCUGCUGCCAUUCUUACUGUUGCUCUUGAAGCAGCAGCAGCUGCAGCAGCAGCUGCAGCAGCAGCUGCAGCAGCAGCUGCAGCAGCAGCUGCAGCAGGAGAUGUGCUGGCCACUGCGUGUUGGGGUGUAUGUACAGCGGUUUGCGGAAUUGCUGCAAGCAGUUUUCGCCGAAGAACUUCUUAA